GAUCAAGUUCCCCACCCCAGUAUUUAAUGCAGUGGGGCAAUAUUGCGAGGUAUAGUCGCAGAUAUUACUGUCUUCGUCUGCUGCUGCUAUGGCGUAUUGUGUUCGGGUUCUUCAUAGCCAGGGAACUCCAUGGCUGGUUGCUGCACAAGAAAUUCAACGGCGAUGCUUUCAUGUAUCGCCGCUUGCUGCUGCGGCUCGGAAAGUCGCCAUGAGCAGGUUCGACAAAGACAGCUACUUACCCUACGAAAAACUUGAGAAGAACCUUAGUAUUGUUAAAAAGAGACUGGGUCGCCCUCUGACAUUGUCAGAAAAGGUUCUUUAUUCUCAUUUGGAUGAACCGGACAAGCAGGAUAUUGUGCGUGGCACAAGUUACCUCAGGCUGAGACCAGACCGUGUCGCAAUGCAAGAUGCUACUGCACAGAUGGCAAUGCUGCAGUUCAUCUCAUCAGGUCUGCCAAAGGUUGCUGUUCCAUCAACAAUACACUGUGACCAUCUUAUAGAAGCUCAGGUUGGUGGUGUAAAAGACCUUGCAAGAGCCAAGGAUAUCAACCAAGAAGUAUAUGACUUCCUGAGUUCAGCUGGUGCCAAGUAUGGAGUUGGUUUCUGGAAACCUGGUUCUGGGAUUAUUCAUCAGAUUAUUCUUGAGAAUUAUGCAUUCCCAGGACUGCUAAUGAUUGGUACUGAUUCUCACACACCAAAUGGUGGAGGACUUGGUUGUCUGUGUAUUGGAGUUGGUGGAGCUGAUGCUGUUGAUGUUAUGGCAAAUAUUCCAUGGGAACUCAAAUGUCCAAAGGUGAUUGGAGUAAAUCUCACAGGCAAGUUGAAGGGAUGGACAUCGCCCAAAGAUAUCAUUCUGAAAGUUGCUGGAAUACUUACUGUGAAAGGCGGCACUGGUGCUAUUGUGGAGUACCAUGGUCCUGGAGUGGACUCAAUUUCGUGCACUGGUAUGGCCACUAUUUGUAACAUGGGUGCUGAGAUUGGUGCAACCACUUCAAUUUUCCCAUAUAAUCGGCGUAUGAGAGACUAUUUGGUAGCCACAAAUAGAAAGGAUAUCGCUGAGGAGGCAGACAAAUAUGUUAAGUCACUUUUCUCUGCAGAUCCAGGAGCACCUUAUGAUCAGACAAUAGAGCUGAACUUGGACACACUAGAACCACACAUCAAUGGACCCUUCACCCCAGAUUUAUGUCAUCCUAUUUCAAAAGUUGGUCAAACAGCUAAGGAGAAAGGAUGGCCUUUGGACAUUAGAGUGGGUCUCAUUGGGAGUUGCACAAAUUCUAGCUAUGAGGACAUGGGCCGAUGUGCAAGUAUUGUCAAGCAAGCCCUAAAACAUGGACUCAAAUCGAAGAUUCCAUUCAAUGUAACACCUGGAUCUGAACAAGUGCGAGCAACAAUUGAGAGGGAUGGAAUUGCAGAAACACUAAGGCAGUUUGGAGGCACAGUCUUGGCCAAUGCCUGCGGACCUUGUAUAGGACAGUGGGAUCGCAAAGAUGUCAAAAAGGGAGAGAAGAAUACAAUUGUUUCUUCAUACAAUCGUAACUUCACUGGACGAAAUGAUGCAAAUCCUGCAACACAUGCCUUUGUGACAUCACCUGAACUCGUUACUGCUCUGUCCAUUGCAGGCACCCUUGACUUUGACCCUACGAAGGAUACCUUGAAGGGAUCAGAUGGCAAGGAAUUUAAGCUGGAUGAUCCCUUUGCUGAUGAACUACCAACGAAAGGCUUUGACCCAGGUGAGGACACAUACCAAGCUCCACCAGCAGACGGUAACAAAUUGAAGGUUAAUGUUGAUCCUAAGAGCCAGCGUCUGCAACUCCUAGAACCAUUUGAUGUUUGGGAUGGAAAGGACCUCACUGACAUGACAAUACUCAUUAAGGUAAAGGGCAAGUGCACAACUGAUCACAUCUCUGCAGCAGGCCCAUGGCUGAAAUAUCGUGGCCAUCUCGAUAACAUUUCGAAUAACAUGUUCAUAGGAGCUGUGAAUGCUGAUAAUGGUGAAAUGAACAAAGUGAAAAAUCAACUUACUGGUGAAUGGGGACCAGUCCCAGAUGUUGCAAGAGCCUACAAAGCGAAGGGUGUAAGAUGGGUAGCUGUUGGAGAUGAGAAUUACGGGGAAGGAAGCAGCAGGGAACACGCUGCCCUGGAACCCCGUCAUCUGGGUGGUCGAGCCAUCAUUGUCAAGUCAUUUGCUCGUAUCCAUGAGACCAAUCUGAAGAAGCAGGGUCUAUUGCCACUCACAUUUGCUAAUCCUGGAGACUAUGACAAGAUACAACCUACAGAUAAGAUCUCACUUCUUGGCCUUAAAAAUCUUGCACCAGGAAAGCCUGUAACAGCAGAAGUGAAACAUGCAGAUGGAAAGAAAGAGCAGAUACAGUUGAAUCACACAAUGAACGAACAGCAGAUACAAUGGUUCAAGGCAGGCAGUGCCCUUAAUCACAUGAAGAGAGUAGCAGCAGGAAAGUAAAGGAAAUAUACUGUUAUUGGUGCAGCAAGUAGACAGUUGCAGGACAGUAACUAGUGCAUAUUGCAAGUGUUGUGUAUAUAGUGAACCAUUUGUUUUAUAUUUGUAAUAUGAACAUUUGUGAUACAGCUUAUGUGCAGUAAUUUGUACACAAUAAAUUAUUGUAAGGUAAUUAUCUUUCCCAUUUUAUUAUAAAUGGGUUAUAAUGAUGCAGUGCCUCCCUUUUUAUAAGAAAUUUUUGAUGAUGACUGAACGAAACAAAACCAGGAACAACUUCAACUGAUCUGUUAUACUGGUCAGUGCGAUGGUGGUGAUGGCGAUAAUAUAAUGGCAAUGAUGACAAUGACAUAGUUACUUAAAUGUUGUUGUAAAGUGCUAGAUGUAAAAAUUGAUACUGGUGAUAGUAUACUAUUUAUUCAGUUGACACUGAUUUUUCUGAACCAAUGCAGCCCUUAAAAUUGUAUCAGUUGGAGUAGGGCUAUCAGUUUUAUAUACAUUUUCCAAUGCUUGGAAGGAGCCUGAAGCAUGCAAAUUUUAGUGUCAAGCGUAACUGUGGCAUUAUUGUGGUACACUUCAAGAAGCAAUAAUUACUGGGUAAGUCUCCAGCAUUAGUGGGUGCGUUCAUUUCUAUUUUUGCAGCUAGACACUUUGUCACAUCAACAAAUGUGAUACCUCCAUUCCUAUGUAACUAUUUAUAAUGUAUACAUUGAGAGCUUCCUAAAAGUUCCAUUCUUCUAUAGCUUGAGUUUCAACAAGACUUAAAUAUCGUAUAUUUUGUAGUGUCUGUUGUUGAGAUGAAAAAUAAAUUAUUGUAUCUAAUUGAGAA
Schistocerca cancellata (South American locust) is the source of this 3284-nucleotide messenger RNA. RefSeq names its product probable aconitate hydratase, mitochondrial. Gene Ontology annotation, cellular component: mitochondrion; cytosol. The transcript has 15 exons. The coding region runs from base 89 to 2461 and encodes 790 amino acids. NCBI's taxonomy places the organism in Eukaryota, Metazoa, Arthropoda, Insecta, Orthoptera, Acrididae. Gene Ontology annotation, molecular function: 4 iron, 4 sulfur cluster binding; aconitate hydratase activity. The record is from RefSeq and is a predicted model, not a curated record. Gene Ontology annotation, biological process: tricarboxylic acid cycle.